AUGUCGUCCUUUGACUAUCCUCAGUCCCCGACCAUGUCCCAAGACCGCCAUAUGGGCUCCAUGGCAGCCGCUCUCAGAAUGAAGUUGGAACACCUGCCCUCAUUAAAUAUGCACAACCUCGACAUGCACCGAGCACAUCAAAAACGCCUCUCGUUCGAACUGAACUCUGCCACAUCCUCCCGCUCUGCACACUCCUUCUCGUCACAACAGUCGGACGACACCGAUGCCACAGACCUGACCGUCACCCCGACCCGGUCGCGGGCCAGCACCUUUGACAACGCCGAGACAAUCACGUCCCCCUUGGUACAGACUGAACCAUGCAAACCUCCCCUGCGGAUAGUACUGGGAACUGCGUCGGUGGGCUCACACCUGUCCCCUCUGGCCAAGAUCACCACGGUUGAGGACGCCUCCAAGUUCAUCAACCUCUUCCGAUCAAGGGGUUACAACGACAUUGACACUGCCCGAGCAUACCCCGUCGGUCGUGGAGGCACAUGUGAGAAGCUGUUGGGAGAAGAAGAACUACGACUGGCCAAGUGGGCCAACGUCUCGACCAAGGUGUCCAGUUUCAUGCCUGGGUCUCACCGAGCAAAGAACAUCGCCCUCAGCAUCGACCGCUCAUUAGACGCCCUCAACACUGACCAGGUGGAUGUCAUGUACCUACAUGCUCCCGACCGAGCCACUCCCUUCAAGGAGACGUGUGAGGCCAUGAACAAGGCCUACCUCGAGGGCAAAUUCGAACGCUUCGGACUGUCCAACUACUCGGUGGAGGAGGUUGAGGAGAUUGUUCAAGUGUGUGAAGAGAACGGCUGGGUCAAGCCCUCUGUGUACCAAGGCCAGUACAACCCCAUCUGCCGUGGAGGUGAGGAACGCCUCUUUGCCGUCCUUCGCGAACACAACAUCGCCUUUUACGCCUACAGCCCGUCGGCGUGUGGUUUCUUCUCCAACAAAGUCUCUCGGGCCUCGACCAAGGACAAGAGCAGUCGAUGGAACAUUAACUCACCUCUCGGUGCCAAAUACGCUGGCGACUACUUCCACGACCCUCUGUUUGCGGCAGCGGCGGUUGUCCGAGAACAAGCCAGACGGUACGGCAUCUCAGGUCACGCCGCUGCUCUGCGAUGGACUACGUGGCACUCGCAACUUGGUGCCGAAUAUGGCGACGCCGUCAUCGUGGGUGCGUCCAAGCUCUCCCAACUGAAGGAGAACAUGGAUAUUCUCGAACAAGGCCCUCUUCCGGAACCAUUGGUGGAGACGCUGAAUGGUGUAUGGGAGGACGUAAGGUCGUUCGAAAAAGGCCCUCGUUUUUCCUUUGUCUAA
Molecule: messenger RNA, 1314 nt
Organism: Exophiala spinifera
Lineage: Eukaryota; Fungi; Ascomycota; Eurotiomycetes; Chaetothyriales; Herpotrichiellaceae
Exons: 1
Coding region: 1-1314 (437 amino acids)
Cellular component (GO): cytosol
Source: RefSeq, a predicted model, not a curated record